AUGAGCACCGCUGGUGCCAACAUCGAGACCUGUGGAGGCACCUUUGUGCAGAUGCAGAACGUGGGAGACCCCGAAGCGGAGCAGGUGCAAAGCUUCUCCGUCAGCGCAUUUGGGGCCUGCAUAUCUCCAGCCAUCUUGACGGAAGACACAGCAGAUGACACUCAUCUGGGGUGCACCAUGUUCGUCAAGGCCAUCCUGCCUGCAGACCGCGUGCAGACGCUGAUGAAAUUGUUGCAGACAGAGGGCCCCGCCCAAGUCUACACCGCCAGUCUCAGCUCUGCCGAGCCAAAGACCACAUCGCUAGAACAUUGCCUCUCGGAGCUCGGCAGCCCGCAGCAGAACGGGACCUUGCAUUUGCCUGGCACCCAUUGGCCUUGCACUGACUGA
Symbiodinium pilosum is the source of this 387-nucleotide messenger RNA. Lineage: Eukaryota; Dinophyceae; Suessiales; Symbiodiniaceae. The record is from the annotation of a GenBank genome assembly.